Molecule: messenger RNA, 822 nt
Organism: Cladophialophora immunda
Lineage: Eukaryota; Fungi; Ascomycota; Eurotiomycetes; Chaetothyriales; Herpotrichiellaceae
Exons: 2
Source: RefSeq, a predicted model, not a curated record
UGCGGCGCCUUGCCAAACACCUCAAAUCAUUCCCCUACGGCCCUAUCUACCAUCUACGACCCGCCUCCUCGUUAGAGCCAAUCGGCAUACACGAUCUCGUCGCCAUAAAUCAAGGAGCGCCGAGCUCUCGGCGCCGAAGCUAAACCGAAGUGCGUGCCCCAACUACGCGCGUCAGGCAAGAAGCCAUAGGAGGAUUGCAACAGAUUCGCAGGUGAGAAAGUGGAGGGAGGUCAAAACACAACCGCAUAUGACAGAGAGAACAGCAUAUCAAAGUAGAAGACGAAGGAUGAAUCAGGAGAAGAAAACUACGGUGAAGAGAAUGAGUGGGAUGAGGCAUAAGCACAGAAAGUCGCUCACGGGUGUCGCAGGGUCAAUGGCUUAUGGGCAUCAUUCCGUUAGACCACCUCGGCUGUAAGCUUGCUUUUGCUUGCACACUACACAUCCAAGCCGCGCGGACGGAUUCACACAGUCCUCGGACGUCGCCAUGUAACCCAGGGAGAGUGGAUAAACUCACUCUGAAAACAGGCUGGUUACACCGCCAAGUCGGUCGUGGCAGAAAGCCGGAUUUCGUCAUCCAUUGAAGGUGCUGCGAAAAGAGUAAAGACGAGGUCGGUUUUCUAUUCGAUCGCGGGUUGAUGCCGGAGGGUCGACGAGCACGAUCCGUUAAGAGGGGGUGGCAGAUUUCAGACAGCCGUAACGCCCGAUCCCGAGGGUUUGAACGAGAUAGUUUCCUAUUUCCUAAACAGAAUAGGUCUAAUAAGUCUCCGACUUGUAAAAGGAAUCAUUUAUACCGGCAGGCUGCUGGAAGGGCUUGAUCUCUUC